AUUAUUGUUGUGUUAUUGGACGAAACUUGCAACCUGCAACUUGCAAGUUCGUUCAGGUUGCAACUCUCUCUCUCUCUCUCUCUCUCUCUCUCUCGCGCCUUAAUCUAUAUCUAGAUUCCGGAAUCAUGAUCAUGAAGUACAAAACCAACAACAAUAACAACCUCAAUUUUUGCGUUGCUUUGCUUUUUGUUCUCAUAUUCCAUUAGUGUUUAAGUGUCUCAAUUCCAUUUUGCUUUCCCUUCUUUCACUUUCCAACCGACACUAAUGGACAAGUUGUUCGUCGCUUUUCUCUUCUCCGUCGUGCUUCUGUCGUCGGCGGUUGGGUCUCCUGUGACUCUGACGCUGGAAAGAGCGUUCCCUUCUAAUCAUGGCGUGGAGUUGAGUCAGCUCAGAGCGAGGGACAUCCUCAGACAUCAUAGAAUGUUGCAGUCUACUAACUAUGUUGUAGAUUUCCCUGUUAAAGGAACCUUCGAUCCCACACAAGUCGGGCUUUACUUUACAAAGGUGAAAUUGGGUACUCCUCCAAGGGAAUUUUAUGUGCAGAUUGACACUGGCAGUGAUGUUCUCUGGGUUAGUUGUGGAUCCUGCAGUGGUUGUCCCCAGACAAGUGGCCUCCCAAUUCAACUCAAUUACUUUGACCCUGGGAGUUCAUCAACAUCUUCAUUGAUCUCUUGUUCGGAUCGAAGGUGCAGGAAUGGAGUACAGUCAUCAGAUGCCAGUUGUUCCAGUCAGAGCAACCAGUGCACUUACACAUUUCAGUAUGGAGAUGGUAGUGGAACAUCAGGUUAUUAUGUGUCAGACUUGAUGCAUUUUGCCAGUAUUUUUGAGGGUUCCUUGAUGACCAAUUCGUCGGCAUCUGUAGUUUUUGGCUGUAGCAACCUGCAGAGUGGGGACUUGACAAAGUCUGAUAGAGCAGUUGAUGGGAUAUUUGGAUUUGGGCAACAAGGCAUGUCUGUCAUCUCCCAACUCUCAUCGCAAGGAAUUGCUCCAAGAGUGUUCUCUCAUUGCCUGAAAGGAGAUAAUAGUGGUGGGGGCAUAUUGGUUCUUGGCGAGAUUGUGGAACCGGACAUAAUUUUUAGUCCACUUGUUCCAUCACAGCCCCAUUACAACUUAAAUCUGCAGAGCAUCUCUGUCAAUGGCCAAAUUUUGCAAAUUGAUCCUGCAGUUUUUUCUACAUCAAAUAACAGAGGUACCAUUAUUGAUUCUGGAACAACUUUGGCAUACCUUGCAGAAGAAGCCUACAACCCCUUUGUCAAUGCGAUUACAGUGGCUAUUCCACAAUCUGUACGCACUGUUCUUUCUAGGGGAAAUCAGUGCUACUUAAUAACCAGCUCCAGCAAUGUCGACAUUUUUCCACAAGUCAGUCUGAACUUUGCUGGAGGUUCAUCUCUGGUUUUAAGGCCACAGGACUACCUUAUACAGCAGAAUUAUAUUGGUGAGGGAUCAGUGUGGUGUAUUGGCUUUCAGAAAAUCCCGGGUCAAGGUGUAACAAUUCUAGGAGACCUUGUAUUAAAAGACAAAAUUUUUGUCUAUGAUCUUGCUGGUCAACGCAUUGGAUGGGCUAACUAUGACUGUUCAUUGCCAGUUAAUGUCUCUGCAUCAACUGGUAGGGGCAGAAGUGAGUUUGUGGAUGCUGGAGAGCUAAAUGGAAGCACUUCUUUACGUUAUGCAACUCACAAUUUGCUAAAGACAGUGCUCCUUACUCUCUUAAUAACACUAAUAUGUUGCUAUGUAUUUUUGUAGCAUGUGGAAUUGGAAUUGAUAUUCUUUCUUCACUAUGUAUAUUCUCUUGCCGGUGUAUAAUUGUGGCAAUUGGCAAGAUCACACAUGUUAUUACUUGGAUUGUCGCUUGUGCCUUUUUUAUGCACGAUAGGUUUGAAUGCUUUAGCUUCAGGUGCUUAAGUAAGUCACUUUUUUUUUAUCACCUAUGUUUCUUACUUUUUAAUUUUUUGAUAGCAUUGUAAAUUCACAUGAUUAUUUAUUGAUUGAAUCGCUGAUACAACUUAUACCUCAUUUGGGGUUUUUG
Abrus precatorius (Indian licorice) is the source of this 2026-nucleotide messenger RNA. RefSeq names its product aspartic proteinase-like protein 2. Gene Ontology annotation, molecular function: aspartic-type endopeptidase activity. The record is from RefSeq and is a predicted model, not a curated record. Bases 265 to 1743 code for a protein of 492 amino acids. Gene Ontology annotation, biological process: proteolysis. The transcript is spliced from 10 exons. Lineage: Eukaryota; Viridiplantae; Streptophyta; Magnoliopsida; Fabales; Fabaceae.